Molecule: messenger RNA, 6680 nt
Organism: Seriola aureovittata
Lineage: Eukaryota; Metazoa; Chordata; Actinopteri; Carangiformes; Carangidae
Exons: 6
Coding region: 962-4027 (1021 amino acids)
Source: RefSeq, a predicted model, not a curated record
UAGCUCUCCGUCAUCGUGCUCGCUGAGCGCACCGGAGGCUACUGCGGUAAGAUGCGGCGGCGCGUGAUGCCGAGCCGCGGUGGAUAAGAUGAUGCGCAAUGGCCGAACGAGUGGGGGGAGAGACGGAAAAAAGACCCACCGUUGUGUUCGGCUCUAAUUCAGACGAUGGGACGGACGUGAGCGCGUAUCCGACUGAUUUGUAGCGCUGUGGCGCCAGUGGUGCAGGCCGACUGGACGGAUGUGGUGGUGCUGAUCCCACUGAAGGAUGCUCCGGAGCCCGAGGAGGGUUGAAUAGGCUUCGUCUGUAAACAAUAAGGAAGCAGGGACGCGUUAAGUAAAGGACCUUGGAUUCAAAGCCUGGACCUGAGACACCGAGGCAUCGAGGUUGCUUCGUGACAGCUGAGUCAGUCCACAGUGACGUGAGGCCAGCCGACAGUGACGGUGUCACUGAGCAUCAGUCUGGGAGAAAACAAACAUCUCAUUAUCUUCUCUAUCAUCAGCACUGACAGCUGGACAUCUGACCUGGGCGUUUCUUUUCUUCAUCAGGACACUCAAUGUUUCUGAGCAAUAAAGGGUAAACAGAGGCACAACUCCAGCUCGCUGUCAGGAAACAACUGACUCUGUUUUGAUUUUUCUUUUUUCUUUUUUUAUCCAAAAACUCAGAUGUUGUCAGGAUGAACUGUUAAGACAUGAGAUUGACAAGAGAGUCAGCUCUCAACUAAGUAUUUUUUUCUUCGUCAGAGUGAAUCAGUGAGAAAUUCUUGAGAGUAUUUCAGCUGUUUCACAAUGCCCAGUGUAUUUUUUCUAAACUUAGAUCUUUUCACCUUUUCACUGACAUGUUCUGAGUCAAGAAUAGACUCUUGAUUGUGGCAGCGUUCCCUCUCACAAAUGAGAAUUCGACCCGACCCGACUGGCUGCAUUUUGAUAAAGGAUAAAGUGAGGACAAACCAAUAAAACAUAGAUGAGGCCGACAACAAGCACCAUGCUCCAGCAGAAUAACAACAACAACUACCCCUGUCUGAACGUGUCGGGCUCCACCCGGGAGAUGCUCCAGAAGUGCUCCAGAACCUCUCUGCCCUUCCCCAGCCGACUGGAGCUGGGCCUGGGAGACCUGCCUCUCAUCCGGGGCCUCAGAGCCUGGGUCCUGUGCUCCAAGAACCGCUGCAAGGCUGGCGGUCUGCUGGGAGGAGGACAGGCCCCCACAGCUCCACCUGCGGGCCGCGGAAGUUUGACUUCCGGGCCCAGGCCUGCAGAUGUGUACCUGAGCAGGGAGUGGGGUCGCAUGGGGUACGGGCUUCCCUUGGGGCUGGAUGCCAGACAGGCCGGGAUCGGAGCUUUGGUUACGGUUGCCACUCUGAAGACCUCAGAGGGCAGCGGGAAGACACAGACUCAAUGCCUUUUCCUCCGGACUGAGAAAGGAAGCUGUUUGUACUCGACGGCUAAGCCUGGAUCAGGGGCGACUACCAGUGCAGCCUCCAGUGUGGUUGGAGGAUGGCUGAGGGGGAAGACGGGAGGAGGAGGAGGAAGCAGAGAAACUCCGGCCGGGAGGAGGGACAAUGGGCCAACUCUGCCGGCACAGACUGGAGCAAACCGGGUUAGAGUGCGAUCAGGAAGGAGAUGGAGGAAGUCCGGAAAUGCAGCAGGCCAUGAGAAAACAGGCGUGAGCAGUGAGAGGCAGCAGAGGAGAAGGGAGGAUCCUGCAGGAGAAAGACAGGAAGAGAGAGACAAAGGACGCCUGGAAAGUAAACACUUUCCCAGCCCACAGCAGGAUGGUCGCAAAGCCAGACAGGAGAAAGAGGGAUCAUGCAGAAGUCCCAGAUGCUCCCACAAUGUUUCUCCUAAAACCUCCUCUCAGUGCGGAAGGAGAGCACAGAGGAGGGAAAGCCAGGAUGAAGGCGAGGGAUGCGAAAGUCCGAGAAGUCCAAACAGGCUAAAUGGUGAGGUGAAAGUAAUGAGGAACGAGGAGGAGAAGGAGGAGAAGGGAGGCCGGUGUGAGUUAGAGCCUUCUAACUCUGAUUUGGCUGUACCAGGCCUUGACCUAGAAUCCAACCGCUUUCACCCACAAUCCCCCAGUGGCUGUGAUGGGGAAGAGAUUAGAGAGGCCGACAGCAACGAGGAGCUGAAGACGCAAACUUCUCACAGCAAGGACGGCUAUACAGACUCUGAGAUGAUGAAAAUACAAACCGGAAACAAUGAUUUCAUCCAUGUUGAGUCCGGACAGUCGAAUGACGACUUUGAAUCAAGACAAAACAGAGGCUCUGAUGACAGAGGACCAACUAGAAAUCCCCGUGAAGAGAUAGCGGCUAAUGUAAAUGGAUUUUCUGAUUGUGCGGAAGCAGGUGAAGAAUCGGAAAAAGAGAUGGAGAGAGUGGAUUUUGAAGAGGAAGAAAGGAGCAUCAAUCAGACUUCUGCUGAAUUCUCAGUUGUGUCCAACUGCUACGAGGACGCCUCUGUCUCCACCCGCCCUGCCUCCAUCAGCACUGCAGUCUCCCCCGAGUCCUCCACUCCAGUAGAGGGCAGCAUCUGCACUGCCGACCAUGAGGCCUGCUGGGAGGAGCGCCUUGAGGGGUGUCAUCUAAGGGAGGCAGACCCUGGGAUCAUGGGUAAAGAAAAACUGGAUGUUAGCAGGUUUGAGUCCCAAGAACCAAACCCUGCGGCUGACGAGAACAACACUGUGAAACCUCAGAUUUUCGAGGAAAAUAACAGUCAGCUGGAGGAGAAAGAAACUUCAUCUUCACCUCUCAGACACAGACUUCCCUCCAUCUUUGAGACAAACAGGAAGACACUGUGUAGGACAGUUGAGUCUGAGCGGAGAGAGGAGCCGCAGUCAGAGGAGGAGAGACUGAAUCCUGAGGAAGCCGAGGAGAUUCGGAGGAGGGAGUGCACCUGCAACAAGCUGGACGAUGGCAAUGGUGAAGGUGAUGAUGUCAAAGAACAGCAAACAAAGGAGGAGAUAAAUGUUAGGACCAUAUGGGAGGAUACGUAUAAAGAGGUCAACAACAGGAGGUUACAGUCUGCAGACGAAUGCAGGGGAAGGAAGACAAACGGUGAAACAAGCGUCACCCAUGUUGAGGAAAAUGGAGAAACCAGCACUAACGUCUCUAGUGUUGCCUGUGCUGAUCCCUCCACCUCUCUUGCACUCUCACCGGCUAAUCCUGACCCCUUUCUGCCCCUCCUGGGAUCCAUGGCAACCGGCCUGCCCUGUCUGGAGGAGGAGGAGAAGGAGGAGGCGUGGGGGGAGCUCAGAGCGACGGCAGGAGACGGAGGUCAGGAAGGAAAGAGGAGGCACAGGAGAGAGCUGGAGGAGCAGGGCUCCACCGUGGCCACCGCAGAAGGGAGAAAGGAGGAGGAGGAGGAAGAUGAGUUUGGAGUGUUCAUGUAUGCGGAGGGAGAACCAGCCUGGAGCGGUGGGUCCACCAUGUCUGCCUCAGUGCCUUGUGGGAGCAGAGAGAGUGUUGCUCUUGGAAACCACGCAGGCACCGGGGAGUCGACCCUCUGGACGCCAGGAUGGACGGACAGCUCGUUCCACCAAUCAGAUGACACCUGGACGGCCUUUCCUCAGGAUUCGUCAGAUGAAGGGCGAGACGACGUGGGACAGUGGUGGCCGACCAGCGCUGUGGAGGAGAGGAGAGACAGGCUCUCGACCAAUCAGAACCUGGUGGCUGUCUUUGCUGAAGCCUUCCCCUCGCUGCCCGGCUCGUCGUCAGGUGACUCCGGUGACCUCGACGCUGUUCCCACUCUGACCCAGCUCCUCAGGGGCAGAGCCAGCCAGGACCAGGGGCUGUUGGACAGUUUCCAUGACUUGAACAAAAUGAUUGGACAGAGAUACAAGAGAGCCAAUGGCGUGUCUCGUGACCUGCUGCUGAAGACUUUACACCUGGAGCAGCCGCACACUGAAAGCAAACCUGCUUCCUGGACAGCCAACCGGCGUCUCUCCCCUGGCCUGCCCUCGGCCAAUCAGCACGCUCAGAGCGCUGCCGCCAAGCGACGGCUGUCAUAUGACUACAACAGAAACAUCAUGGAGUAACUCUGCAGGGUCAGUUGUAGCUGGACUGUGAUUCCUCAGCAUUCACUUGCAGGUUUUAACCUGAGCAGGGCCGGACAUAUCAACAACAGGUUUCUCAAGACUCUGGACUCACAACAUGUGUUACUAUCUCCUAGUCAAAUACUGAUUGACCUUUUGACCCUUUGCACUCUCCCUGGUUAUUCAAGCCGAAGCCGCAGAGAAGACAUAACCCAUGAACACGGCGCAACACACCAGACGUCGUCUCCUCCAGCUCCUGUUGAUGUAUACUGGUGGAGUAAUUUCAUUACACAUGUGCCACCUCGUUCACACCACCAACAACGUUCCAUUUAGAUUUUCCUUCUCCGCCCUGAUACCAGCAGGCUGUCAAAGACUGUGUGGAGCGUGAUGACCUGUGGUUACAAGGUACUCACCACUACAGUAUGUUGGAGGAGAAGAGUCCACCCUGAUAUUUUCCUUCCUGUUGCAUUAUUAUCAGAGAAGAUUUAAGUUUUACUUUAAUAGAAACACACUUCUGGUCAAAGGUUUUAAGAACAUAGAAUACCCCCAAUUUUUUCUAGUUUUGAUUGAAAUUUCAGCAGCUCAGGUCCAGUGAAUAACCUGCAGUGGUACAAAGGUGAGUGGUAAACUGCCCAAGCUAAAAAAAAAGAGAAAAAAAAGAUAAUGAACCAGACAGUGACUUCACCCGAUGAAGACCAGCACCGUCUCCAGACUUAAACCGCAUGGAGCUGGUGUGGGACGAACUGGACAGAAAGCAAAGCAACCUGCAAGUGCAACACAAGACGUCACAAGUUUGUUCAGCUGCUGGACGAGUCAGAACUUCUGAUUUCAUUUAGGAGAUUCCAUAAUUAAUUUUUUUAAAUCUAUAUUAUUUAUUUGUUAUGUUUUAAUGUCAUUGAAUAAUGAGUUGGUCUAAAACUUUUGACCAGAAGUGUUUGCCUCUGAGGCAGAGCUGCUGGUUUGUCUCAUUGGUUGAAUUAAAUCUCAGUGGGUUGAGCCAUAUAAAAACAUUGAUGUGCAAGAAAUGAUAAAAAAAUAAAUUUCUCACAUGAUUUCUACGUUCAAUUAUGACCAUGUAAUUUAUGAUUUUGGACGGUUAGCAUGCUUGCUAACUAGCUUAUCUGCAUUGUACAUGUGAAAUCAGCUAGGCUCCUGUAACCUGCAAACUUUGGUCAUUUUUUCUGGAUAUAUAUAUUUUCCCCACUUCUCCUUCUCCUUUGCAAAAAAGAUAGUAAGAAAAAAGAAAGAUAGUUUUCUUAUGCACAAUAUUGCAUCUUUGGCUUCACCAGAGAGUUGUUUAACUCAACCAAUGAGAUUUGCUCCUCUAGAGCGGCUGUGAGAGGUUUGUGGGAUGGAUGUCGUGUGGAAAUAGAGGAGAGCAGAAAGAGCAAAGGAUUUCUGUCAUUUAUUAAAAGUCACUCAAACUGUCAGACUGUUUAAGGUGACACUGAUAGUGAAAUUUGUGCACUGAAAUAAUAGUUAUUCAGCACUGAGCUGCAGUUCACAAUACAGUUUGGGCGUAACAAAAAGAAAUCAUUUAUACUUGCCACAUAACCAUUGAAUGAAUCAUUGUGAGGGAGGUAUUCACGUUCGCUUUUCAAGCAGUUCUGUAUUAAUCAGUGCUAUUAUGAUGGCAGAUCAUAUGAUGUGAGCAUGAUAUGAAGCUCCAGUCUACCUCCCAGAAAUUGUGUUUUUGUUUUGUUCGAGAGGGAGAGACAACGACAUAAAGUCCCCCUCGCCUCCCCUUUCAGUUUGCCUCCAGAAACAGUGUAAGACGCUGGGUGGCUGCCCACAUACUGUAUGUCUACAGAUCUGAAAGUCAGAUUCAUGCUAAUGUUAAAGCUCAUUUUCCCUUUAUAGUUUAUGAAUGAUGGAAGUACCUGAAAAGUAUAUCGUCACACUGGAGGGUGAUGUGAAGCAUUAUUUUUCCACAUAUGGCAGAUAAAGUUACCAGUGUGAUGAUGUUUAAAUUUUACGUUUACAUUUUGCAAGGUGAUGCAUGUGCUUUCAUUGUGUAAUAGCUACAGAAAAAAAAAGCUAAUGAUAGGAAUGAACCUUAAAAAUAGUUUUGGUUCCUCUGAGAAAUGAGCUCGUCUUCCAGUUAGUGCCAACAAGAACACCAGUGAAAGUGCCAAUGUUUACAAGGUUACAGAAUCAUCACAGACACAUUCAGGAGAAAACUUCAGUGCAUCCACUGAGGUGGACUCAAACAGAAAUUCUGGCAUGUAAAGGUUUGUUUUGUUUUUGUCUCUCUGUCUGGCUUCCUGUCUGCCUCUGUUUCACUACACUCAUGUGAACGCCACAUUGUUUUGCAGUUGAGUCCACUUCACAGGCAAAACUUGAAUUUAGCUACCGAUUAAAACAAUAUUUUUGAGAACACUGUUCACCAGUCAGUGAUGCACUGUACACUUUUUUUUUAUUUAGACAUACUAUCACAUAUAAUCACCUCACAACGUUUGUUUGGCUUUACGUUGUAUAUUUCACUCGGCAACUCAAUCAUUUGUGAUGAAAUUCAGAAAAAUCAUUUGUGUGCGCUGCCAUUUGUACAAACUACAAAUCCCUGAAAAAGAAAAAGAUGAAUAUUUUCUGAUCUGUUCAAAUGAGGAAGAAGGAGAUGUCGCCUUGUUAAGUGAUGUAAUAAAAUGAUACUGCGUGA